Molecule: messenger RNA, 1630 nt
Organism: Zingiber officinale
Lineage: Eukaryota; Viridiplantae; Streptophyta; Magnoliopsida; Zingiberales; Zingiberaceae
Product: probable galacturonosyltransferase-like 3
Exons: 1
Coding region: 68-1084 (338 amino acids)
Cellular component (GO): Golgi apparatus
Molecular function (GO): glycosyltransferase activity
Source: RefSeq, a predicted model, not a curated record
UUUCCCCCAUCUCAUCUCCUCCGCUCCGCCCUCUUCCUCCUUCCCCUCGCCGCCGCCGCCGCCUCCAAUGCCUCUCUCCGCCCUCCUCGCGGCGUUGCUCCUUCUCCUCGCUGCCUACGGGAUGGCAUUGGCGACCUCCUCGGAACUCCCUCGCUUCCGCGAGGCCCCUGCCUUCCGCAACGGCCCCGGCUGCGCCUCCGCACCCACCGUCCACAUCGCCAUGACCCUCGACGCCGCCUACCUCCGCGGCUCCCUCGCCGGCGUGCUCUCGGUCCUCCGCCACGCUUCUUGCCCCGAGUCCCUCUUCUUCCACUUCCUCGCCACCCGGCCGCGCCGCUUCCGUCCCGCCGUCGCUGCCUCUUUCCCCUCCCUCGCCUUCGACGUCUACCGCUUCGAUCCCGACCUCGUCCGCGGCCGCAUCUCCUCCUCCGUCCGCCGCGCCCUCGACCAGCCCCUCAACUACGCGCGCAUCUACCUCGCUGACAUCCUCCCCCGCUCCGUCCGCCGCGUCAUCUACUUUGACUCCGACCUAGUCGUCGUCGACGACGUCGCCCGCCUCUGGGCCACCGACCUCGCCCCGGACCACGUCCUCGCCGCCCCUGAGUACUGCCAUGCCAACUUCACCUCCUACUUCACCGACCGAUUCUGGUCCGAUGCGAACUUUCCCCGCUCCUUCUCCGGCCGCAGCCGCCCGCCAUGCUACUUCAACACCGGGGUCAUGGUCAUGGAGCUCGACCGCUGGCGCGCCGGCGGAUACACCCGGAUGCUGGAAUCCUGGAUGGAGGUCCAGAAGCGCGAGGCGCGGAUCUACGAGCUCGGCUCGAUGCCCCCUUUCCUACUCGUCUUCGCCGGCGAGGUUAAGGGCGUGGAGCAUCGGUGGAACCAGCACGGCCUUGGCGGCGAUAACGUCGAGGGUUUGUGCCGCGAUCUUCACCCGGGACCAGUAAGCCUCCUCCAUUGGAGCGGCAAGGGGAAACCCUGGCUCCGCCUCGACGCCGGUCAUUCCUGCCCGCUCGACGCACUUUGGGCGCCCUACGACCUCCUUCUCCGCGACGGCCACCACGACCUCUUCGCCGACGUCUAAUCUCUCGCCGCUCCUCUUCCAACCAUCAUCCAACGCGACCGGCGACGCUGACCGUUGCGAUCUGAUCAGCGAAACGCGGGGUCCACCAGAGUGAUCGGUGGGGUUCGAAUUCAUUCCUCCAACGGGCGCACCACAGGUUCAGGCCCAAUGAGUUGGAGGCGUAACAGCUGGCAGCGGGCCCGUGAGCGAUUUAAAGGACAUCGCCAACCGGCAUCAAGCGGUGCGCCGGUGGCGCCCCUUUCGGAUUUAAUUUAAUUUUUUGUGAAUACAACCGCUGGUAUUGUUAGAUAAAGUGCUACUGUUUUUGAUGGCGACUCGGAAAUAAUGAAAUCGGACAGAGAGAGGAUUAUUGAGAUUGUUGUUGGUGCUAUUGGUCGUUGUAGUGGAAGCCAGUGAGAUUGUUUUUUUUGGUUGUAGAAUUAUGUUUUCUCCCUUUUUCAUUGUCGUGACAUGUGAGAGGAGGGAAUUAUAUGUGCUUGCAACUUGUGGAGUGGCAAGGAAUCCAUUGAUAGUAGUGGAAUAAUUGAAUUGCCUUCAUUAUCAUGA